GUAGUGCAGGAGUGAGACACGCGUGCGUUACAUUCACUCAAUGAGUUACUGAUGUUCACAAACCUCCUCGAAGGAGCACAAACUUUGAACCUGAGAGAUUUUCAUUCACAAGUCUAGCCCAUCAUCUCAGCUGCUUGUCGACGUUUCAGGUUUUGUCAAGUAUCUGCGCUCACCAUGUCUGCAAAAAAAGCUGUGAAGAGACAAACAGUUGCACCAAAUGAUUCAAGUGUUGCAAAAAAGCAAAAAGUCUCUCAUUGCAGUCAUGGCCAGGAGAAGGGCCUGGUGCUUGUUCUGGGUCAGGGUGAUGUUGGUCAGCUUGGCCUGGGAGAGGAUGUGAUGGAGAGGAAGAAACCAGCUCUACUGACUCUUCCUGAGGGUAUUGUGCAGGCCGUAGCUGGCGGAAUGCACACCGUCUGCCUCAGUGACACUGGAAACGUUUAUACAUUUGGCUGUAAUGAUGAGGGUGCGCUGGGCCGAGACACAUCUGAGGAGGGUUCAGAGACUGUGCCAGCCAAGGUGGAUCUUGGAGAAAAGGUGGUCCAGGUCUCUGCAGGGGACAGUCACACCGCAGCCCUCACAGAGAAUGGAGUCGUCUAUGUCUGGGGCUCUUUUAGAGACAAUAAUGGCGUCAUCGGACUCCUGGAGCCCAUGAAAAAAUGCACUGUGCCUGUCAAAGUUCCUAUAGACAAGCCUGUGGUUAAAAUAGUCUCAGGGAAUGAUCAUUUGGUUAUGCUGACUGCGAAUGGAGAGCUGUACACCUCAGGAUGUGGAGAACAAGGCCAGCUGGGCCGUGUUGCUGAGCACUUUGCCAACCGCGGAGGAAGGAAGGGAUUGAUGAGGCUGCUGGAGCCGCAGAUGGUCAUAAUAAAACCGCGAGGGAAGGUGGUCUUCACUGAUGUCUUCUGUGGAGCGUACUUCACCUUUGCUGUCUCUAAAGAGGGGCACGUCUAUGGAUUUGGCCUUUCCAACUACCACCAGCUUGGCACCCAAAGCACAAACACUUGCUUUGUUCCUGUGAAACUCAGCUCUUUCAAAAACUCCACCACCUCCUGGGUGGGUUUCUCUGGAGGACAGCAUCACACACUGUGCCUCAAUUCAGAAGGAAAGGCGUACAGUCUUGGCCGGGCAGAGUAUGGUCGUCUGGGUUUGGGGAAGGACGCCGGAGAGAAGAGUGAGCCCACAGUUGUUCCUGGGAUCAGUGAUGUUCAAGUGGUUGCCUGUGGUGCCUCUGUUAGUUACGCUGUCACCAAACAAGGCUCUGUGUUUUCCUGGGGAAUGGGCACCAACCUGCAGCUGGGCACUGGAGAGGAGGAGGAUGAAUGGAGCCCUGUGGAGAUGACUGGUAAACAGCUGGAGAACAGAGUGGUUCUGUCUGUGUCCAGCGGAGGGCAGCACACGGUCCUGCUGGUCAAAGACAAGCAGGAGAGCUGAUCUUUAACUCCUCCACUAAAGACAGCUUAGCCAAACUACUGUAUCAGUGGUAUCUGUAACCUGUCAGGGGUCUGGGGUUCAUAAUGCUUCCUGUGCUGAGCCAAGCCAGUCAAUGAGGGAGGAUCAUCUAAUUAAACCAUUUAUCCCGCUUUAUCGGGAGCCCAAACGUUCACUGGAUAUGCUCCGGUAGAUGAUCAAAGAGCCUUUUUUUAAUGGACUUUUUUUCUUUGCUUUAUUUUCUUAAUUCUUUUUAACAAAGAUCUUUAGAAUGCUUCCUGGAGACUGCCUGUUGCGAAUGAUUGUAUGCAUGAAUACGUGAUUUAAUAAGUCUUUUAGAUAAGUUUUCCCAGAAACCAUUUUUUUAAAUUCCACAUUUUGGUGUGAGCAAUAACCGGUUACAAUAGCGGGUCUAAUCAGGAUAAUAACAUAUUCGAGGAAGAGAGAACCGAACCGAUUUGGUAUUGCUGUACUUUUCAGUGUUGAACUCUUUCUUAAUCUCUUAAAUGAAACAGUUAUUGUAUCCAUGCAUUGCUGCCCUGUGGACGAUUAAUAAAAAUGUGUGUUUACAGAAACUGA
Molecule: messenger RNA, 2007 nt
Organism: Danio aesculapii
Lineage: Eukaryota; Metazoa; Chordata; Actinopteri; Cypriniformes; Danionidae
Gene: rcc1
Product: regulator of chromosome condensation 1
Exons: 10
Coding region: 175-1431 (418 amino acids)
Cellular component (GO): cytoplasm
Molecular function (GO): guanyl-nucleotide exchange factor activity
Source: RefSeq, a predicted model, not a curated record